AUGGCGUUUUCCCUCUCCAGUUCAUAUUUCUGCUUGCAUACUACAGUUCUUUUACUGUGCUUUGGCUCUGCAGUUAGAGCAGGAAAUGAAACUCAUCAGCUUGCAUUGCUUCAAAUCAAGGCCAAGAUCACUACUGACCCUCUUGGCAUCCUUAGUUCCUGGAAUUCUUCUCUUCAUUUUUGCCAGUGGAAUGGCGUUACAUGUAGCAACAAGCACCUCCUUCAAGGGUCUAUAUCCCCACACUUGGGAAACCUGAGCUUUCUACGUGCCUUGCAUCUUCAAAAUAACUCCCUCGGCCACGAAAUCCCCCAAGAAAUUGGCCGUCCGCGCAGGCUACAUUUGGUUGGAAGAAUUCCAGAAGAUUUCAUUUCCUUAUCGAAGCUUCGUAUCUUAGUUAUCGAGUUCAACAAUCUAACUGGAGGGCUCCCACCAUUUCUUGGGAACCUUUCAUCUCUACAGGGACUCCUGACAACCUCAAACAAUCUUUGUGGAAGCAUACCUAAUACCAUUGGCCAAUUAAACAAAUUAUAUUUUCUUUCUGUGGGUGCAAACAUGCUGUCUGGCCUCGUCCCUCCCUCUUUAUACAAUCUUUCUCACAUGAAAUUUACUGGGUCCAUUCCUGCUUCUUUAUCCAAUGCUUCAAACUUGGAAAGGCUGACUGUUGCAGCUAAUGGGCUUACUGGGAAUGUUCCUUCUUUGGAGAAGUUGCAUAAGCUUUGGUGGCUCAGUAUCUCCGCCAACCAUCUUGGAACUGGACGAACUGGUGACUUGAACUUUUUGUCCUCUAUAUCUGGAAGCAUCCCAUCUGGGUUUGGAAAUUUGGUCAACUUGGAGAUGUUAUAUAUGGGAGACAAGCGCAUCCCUCCAAGUCUUGGAAAGUGCCAAAAUUUACAGUCAUUUGCUCUCAGUCAAAACAAUCUUAGUGGUACAAUCCCCAGAGAAAUUGUAAGCAUCCCAUCCUUGGCAAUCUAUAUGAACCUAUCCCGAAACUAUUUGACUGAUUUUCUUCCAGUGGAAGUAGGACUUUUGUCCAAUCUGGGAAGAUUGGAUAUUUCUAAUAACAUGUUGUCUGGAGAAAUUCCUAGUAGCCUCGGCAGUUGCACAAGUUUGGAAUAUGUGUACUUGAAAGACAAUACGUUCAAAGGAUCCAUUCCCAUGUCCUUAAGUUCGUUGAAGGGUAUCCAAGUUUUAGAUUUUUCUCACAACAAUCUGACAGGAACUAUUCCAAAAUUUUUUGAGGAGUUUCUCUUGUUGCGGAGAUCGAAUUUAUCUUUUAAUGAUCUUGAGGGCAUGGUACCAGAAGGGGGAAUCUUUAAGAAUGCAAGUGCAACUUCAGUUGCAGGAAAUAGUAAACUCUGCGGUGGCAUGGCAGAAUUUCAUAUGCCCCAAUGCAACUUUAAAGAGACCAAAUCUAAAACAGGUAGCCUUUCUAUGAAACUGAUAAUAGCUGCUGCUUCUGGGUCUCUUUGUGCAGCACUGGCUCUGUUUUCUCUGUUUCUUUUUCUAGCUAAGAGGAAAAGAGUAGAACCCACUUCAAGUUCAAGGUCUUCAGAGGAUGGAAAAUUCUAG
Manihot esculenta (cassava) is the source of this 1569-nucleotide messenger RNA. RefSeq names its product LRR receptor-like serine/threonine-protein kinase EFR. Gene Ontology annotation, molecular function: protein binding. Lineage: Eukaryota; Viridiplantae; Streptophyta; Magnoliopsida; Malpighiales; Euphorbiaceae. The transcript is spliced from 5 exons. The record is from RefSeq and is a predicted model, not a curated record. Bases 1 to 1569 code for a protein of 522 amino acids.